UGACAACUCAUCGGGGCGGGGUCAAGACAGUAAAUAGGAAGUGAAGAACUUGUGACAGAAAGAUGAGUGUUCUGCUGUAAACGUUUAAUACCACGUAGGCUUCCACUUUUGCAUUUUCAUUUUUAUUCUUAUCCAGCACCGCGCCGAACAUGCAGCCAAUUCGGAAACGUCGGGACAACGAUUUAACGUUUCGAACAAAUACACCAAAUAGCAGCAUACUUGGUUCGAAGCAGAACAUGCCACAGAAAAAAAGGAGAAAAGAAGCUUUCCAUUUCGACUUAUGGUUCUGCCUGACCCUGCAGAACUGGAUUCUAGACUUUGGACGGCCUAUUGUCAUGAUCAUCCUUCCACUUGAGUGGUUUCCUCUGAACAAACCAAGUGCUGGAGACUAUUUCCACAUGGCCUACAAUGUCAUCACACCUUUCCUCAUGCUUCGGUUGAUCGAGCGCAGUCCGAGGGUGCUGCCUCCCUCAGCAGUCUACCUCUGCAUCAUCACUUUUGUCAUGGGAGCCAGCAUCCACCUGGUAGGAGACUCCAUCAACCACAGACUCAUUCUGAGUGGCUACAAGCUCCAUCUGUCAGUCAGAGAGAACCCGAUCAUGAGAGACCUCAAACCUGCUUCAUUGAUUGACUCUUUUGAGCUGCUGUAUUAUUAUGACGAACAUCUGGGACAUUUAAUGUGGUACAUUCCCUUCUUCAUCAUUCUCUUCAUCUACUUCACUGGAUGUUUCACGGAGCCUACAGAGCAGAAGAUUCCAGUCAAAGGGCAGCUGUUACUUGCACCCAGCGCACUCUAUUACUGGUACUUGGUCACUGAAGGACAAAUCACUGAACUCUUUCUCCUCACCUUCUUUGCAAUGGUGGCUGUGGUGAUUUAUCAACGGCAUCAUGGCCUGAGGCCAGACUGCAAUGGUCUGUUCUUGUUCUAUAGUUUCAGUGUUACUGUGCUUCUGGUGGCACUCUGGGUUGUCUCUCUAUGGAAUGACCCGGUGCUCCGCAAAAAGUACCCUGGAUUGAUCUAUGUUCCGGAACCCUGGUCCUACUACCUGUUACAUGUAAAGAAUUGGAGGUGACAAGAUAUAAUAGCCUGUGACCAAGGAACAACAAGGUCUAUGUUCCAAAAAUUCUGUUAUACCUGUUUUACAAUGUGUUAAUAAUUUUUGUAUUACGUAUUGUCUUUUAGACACCACUCUGUUAAAAGUAGAGUUUGCAGUUUAUAAAAAACACUUUUUGUCAUAUAUGUUAGAACUGUCUGUAUGACCUGACAGUAAAAUAUUAUUAAAAUGAUCUUUUGAAAAAUCA
Phyllopteryx taeniolatus (common seadragon) is the source of this 1302-nucleotide messenger RNA. RefSeq names its product ceroid-lipofuscinosis neuronal protein 6 homolog. The coding region runs from base 150 to 1073 and encodes 307 amino acids. The transcript is spliced from 8 exons. The record is from RefSeq and is a predicted model, not a curated record. NCBI's taxonomy places the organism in Eukaryota, Metazoa, Chordata, Actinopteri, Syngnathiformes, Syngnathidae.